Molecule: messenger RNA, 459 nt
Organism: Adineta ricciae
Lineage: Eukaryota; Metazoa; Rotifera; Eurotatoria; Adinetida; Adinetidae
Source: the annotation of a GenBank genome assembly
AUGCAACAUCACACAUCAGAUUCCUGGAUUGAUAUUCAAUCAGAAGAAAAACAAACUCCAACUCCAGAAACAACUACAAAGGCACAAAAGGAAUCAUCACGUGUUGGCUCGAAAAGUUCACAUAGUGAUAGCUCAUCACCGAAGAGUCCGAAGAGUCCAAUUCAAACGGAUGAAAAUGUCGCUAACUGGAUGUUAUAUUGGUCACGGGUUGAGUCUGAACCACCAAAAGAAUGGAAAUUUCUUCAUCCGAUCAAUCGAAGUGUCCGUGAUCAAUUACUCGACGAAGACGAAGAAGAACGCGCAGCUGAAGAAGCAGCCAAAGCUUUAAUCGAAAAAAAACGUAUGCGUUAUGUUCUCUUAAGCAAUUGUGCCAGUUUUCUUCUUGGCAUGGGAAUUAUGUACUUAUGUUUACGUCGCUACCUUCGUAUGAAAACACCCUACUUUUAUACAUUGGAUUAA